GUCGGACGUAUUUUGAAACGUACAAAGAGGACAUGCGCAGUAGGACUAUAAACGAAGCCGUUGUUUGUUGGCUUUCAGUUUAAUAUCAGUCAGGGCUUGCAACGUUUACAGUCCUUUUUUUCAUAUUAAAGCAGCUCAGCUAAACAAUAAAGUUUGUCCUUGUUGUCUUCCACUGUAGCCGCUGCUAGCUUUCUCCGUGCAGCAUGUUUGCCUCCCAAACCUCGUCCUUCCAAGAUUCAAUCGACGUGGAGGAGAGAGAUGACUUUGACAGCGAAGAAAUAGCUGGAUACAGCCAGAAGAUUCAGCUGAACUGCUACUACACCAUCUAUCUUUAUCAAGGCACAAGCCUCACACUAAUUGACAGCAGCUUGCCAUCAGAGGCAGAGCCAGAGCUGCGGACCUACAUUUCAAGGAGGCUGAGCAAAGGAGCCCUGCUUGGAGGCAUGGGCAACAUUGCCACUGUGGAACUCAGUAUUCCAGAGCAGGCCGUCGGCUGCUACUGCUGCCUCCUGGAGCAGGAACGGUCUCCCGAACAGCCGGAUUCCGAUGGAAAUGGAUAUGUCAUCUGCUUUAUGGGAGGGUCUGAAAAAGGACUGAAUUUAUUCAGAUUAGAGCUCGAUAAGUACGUCCAAGGCCUGCACAGCAGCCUGCAAACCCCAGAGCUGCAGAACCUUGAGACGGAGGUGCGCCCCUAUCUGAGUCAGUGGUACGAGGAGUCUGUGAUGCACAUUCAUCGAGUGGUGCAGCUGGUCCAGAGCAACAUCAGCUUCCUGCUCCACGCUGCUCUGAGUCACACACAUGUCGAGGUCAUCAAUUCAGAUGAGAGGACGAAGGCUGACGUUUCCAGGUUCAUCAAAGCAGCCAGUUUGCAGGGACUUUCCCAGCAAGACACCACGACCGCUUCUCUGUGCAAGGCCAUCUCAGAGGACGCACAGUCUGCCCUGAUUAUAGACUGCUCCACCAGCCCACCCACACUCACAAAAACUGGUAACUCACACACUGUGACAUGUAUUUUUUUUUCCAUCCUCGCCUCUUCCCUUUUUGUAAAACCCACUACUUUGUCUCUCCCCCUGCAGGCCAUCCAGGACAUGAACAGCUUGAAGCGCUUUGUGCGGCAGGCAGAGAUGAGUCACUACGCGCUAUUUCGCUGCUGCCAGUUCCUGCAGGGCUGCGGAAACGGGGACGUGCUCCUGCAGAACGCCCGGGCCGAGCACAGCGACCUGCCCGAAGCCUGCAGCAUCAUCACGGUCCUGGAGGAGUUCCUCAGGGAACAAUCCCAGGCCCAAGCGUGAUCCCCGACCGACGUGCACUACCAGCAAACCUCACACUACAAUCUAAAAUAUCAGAUAUCCUGAGAGAAUCACAGCUGUCGAGGCUGCUGCGUAAUAAAAUGUGUAAGUUAUAAAACUGUUUUGGAGACUGGUGGUCAGACUUGGAAUAUACUGUACUGUAAAGCAGUGACAGAUUUAGUAGCAUCACUGUAUUAACAAUGACAACUAUUAACGCCAGCUGUAAUUCACAAAUUAUAACUUUCUAAGGACAUUACCUCAGUGAAGAGAAGUACAAAUUGAAGAAAAACAGAUUGUUUAAACUGCAGUUGUUGAGUGGGUAGUGCAGCUUGUGUUGUGUAUCACGAUACUAUGAACCAAAUAUUAUUUCUGGUAUUUUUGCUAACUGACAAAGAUGACAACAGGGCGUAGCGUGUGGCUUAUUUAAUUCUAUUCUUAUCAAUUCAUUAAUAUUUAGAAUUUAUUUUGAUUGUGAGGGGAAAAAAUUACUGCGACUGCACAAAUCACUUUUUACGCAUUGCUUGUUACAUACGUGCGCCUUGUUUUUGCUUGUAUUUCAACACAAUAUAUGCACUACUAAAUUAUUUUAAUGAGUAAGGAUCCUGUGUGUGUACCAACUGUAUGUUUAGUCUUACUCUGGUAACGGAAAGAAAAUUGUCGUAUUUGUAAUGUGUGAAUAUUUUUGUUUACAUUCAGUAUCACAGCCUUCAUCAGCUCACAGGCACCACGUGAUCGCUCGCUACAUCACUAAACUGAGUGCGUGGCGUUUAAAGAGUUUCCCACAAAAUAAAUGAAAUAAGAGAUUAAAAAUACAGAUUUGACAACAAGCUCAUAGUAGACUUUUACUUUCUUUCCUUCUUUUAAAGUGUUUUAGCAUUAAGCUCAGAUCAUUCCCAUUAAAUCAAGUCCAAAGUGUGUAAUACAGCAAUAUCAGUAAAGUAUAAUGGUGUAUACUUUUAAACUGUGAACCAAGUUUGACAUGUAAAAUGAAUUGUUUUUACUUUUGUGAAACAUAGUGUGACUGACCCUGCAGUUCUUUGUGUGUACACAUUUCUGUACAGCAUGUUUUCUCUACCUAUAAAUAUGUGUUUGUGGUUCUCUGGUCUUGUAUAGAAGGAGUAAAUAAAUACCACAGUUGAA
This is a messenger RNA of Pundamilia nyererei, 2429 nucleotides long. It is a transcript of the gene cunh17orf75, whose product is annotated as chromosome unknown C17orf75 homolog. The transcript has 8 exons. The record is from RefSeq and is a predicted model, not a curated record. NCBI's taxonomy places the organism in Eukaryota, Metazoa, Chordata, Actinopteri, Cichliformes, Cichlidae. The coding region runs from base 204 to 1292 and encodes 362 amino acids. Gene Ontology annotation, cellular component: trans-Golgi network.